This is a messenger RNA of Ziziphus jujuba (common jujube), 1183 nucleotides long. RefSeq names its product protein VERNALIZATION 3. The record is from RefSeq and is a predicted model, not a curated record. The transcript is spliced from 4 exons. Lineage: Eukaryota; Viridiplantae; Streptophyta; Magnoliopsida; Rosales; Rhamnaceae. The coding region runs from base 270 to 794 and encodes 174 amino acids.
GAAAACAAAAGAUAAAUAAAACAAAGAAAGAAUCUAGUGAUGGUACGAAAAGCUAAGGAAGACAACCAUGCAACCAAAAUAUAAAUAGCCAUUGAAACUCCCUAGAAUUUCAGUCAGAACAAAAAACCCCACCACGACGUUUUUGAAUUGGAAUCUUUCAAAAUUUUGUAGUUUUUUUUUUUUUUUUCCCUGGUAGUUUUCUCUUUUUUAAAAAAUAAAAAUAAAAAAAAGGCCCCAUUUGAAGAAGUGGUUUGUGAAUUUGAUCAAUCAUGCCUAGAGAAAGGGACCCUCUUGUUGUUGGUAGAGUUAUCGGAGAUGUUUUGGACCCUUUCACAAGGUCUAUAUCUCUUAGGGUUUCUUACGGUAAUCGAGAGGUUAACAAUGGUUGUGAGCUCAAGCCUUCCCACGUUGUCAGCCAACCUAGAGUUGACAUUGGUGGUGACGAUCUUAGGACUUUCUACACCUUGGUUAUGGUUGAUCCUGAUGCUCCUAGCCCAAGUGACCCAAACCUAAGAGAAUAUUUGCACUGGUUGGUGACUGAUAUUCCAGCAACUACAGGGGCAAGCUUUGGACAAGAAGUAGUGUGUUAUGAGAGUCCACGACCGACAGUGGGGAUUCAUCGAUUUGUUUUUGUGCUGUUUCGGCAAUUGGGGAGGCAAACAGUGUACGCACCUGGGUGGCGUCAGAAUUUCAACACCAGAGACUUUGCUGAGCUUUAUAAUCUUGGAUUGCCAGUUGCAGCGGUUUACUUUAACUGCCAAAGGGAAAGUGGCUCCGGUGGAAGGAGACGAUAGAUGAACAUCCUCAAUUUACCCUAUGCUUUUAUCAUCAUCAUUUACAAGGGUCGUUACAAUUAAUAUGAAUGAAUAAGAAUAACAACCUAAACUUAUAUAUCCAUAUCCAUAUAUAUAGACAUAUAUAUAUGUAUAGUUGAAUAGUAAUUCCUAUAAUCCAUGUAUUAGUUUUACCAAAAAUAAUCCAUGUAUUAACUUAUAGUACUGAACUUAAUCGCCUCACUGUUUUGAUCUCCUUAUAAUAUGUUAGAGCUAGAGGGAUUAGGAUUAAGUACAGGAAUAAAUACAAAAGGUACACUGCGGUGUAAAUUUGUGAUGUCAAUUUCCACAUGAUUAAUCUAAUAUAUAACUUUAGAAGUAUUAUCAAUAAAUGCCUUCUUUCAUUUUUC